Molecule: messenger RNA, 2800 nt
Organism: Vigna radiata var. radiata (mung bean)
Lineage: Eukaryota; Viridiplantae; Streptophyta; Magnoliopsida; Fabales; Fabaceae
Product: putative disease resistance protein At3g14460
Exons: 4
Coding region: 1-2253 (750 amino acids)
Source: RefSeq, a predicted model, not a curated record
AUGGCGAUGUAUAAGGAUUCUUACUGCACUAAAUUCAUAGCUUGGACUAAAGCUUAUAUACGACACAUUAUUUUGUCUUUUGCAAGAUUCAGUGAUCCAUGUUCUGAUAUUGAUGUUUUUGAGACAGCCAAAUUUCCAAGAACUUUCUUGCCGAUCAAUUAUAGAGAUUGUCCAUUCAACAACGAAAAGGCACCACGUAUUAUAGUGUCUAUGCUUAAGUACUUGAGAGUUUUAAAUUUUAGUAACUUCCAAGGUGAGCUUGUUCUGCCUGAUUCAAUCGGUGAAUUGAUUCAUUUGCGUUAUUUAAAUCUCAAUGGUACAUCUAUAGCAAUGCUGCCAGAAUCAUUGUGUAAUCUGUACAAUCUACAAACUUUGAAGUUGGGUUUUUGCUAUAAUCUGAUUGAGUUACCUAGAAACAUUCAAAAUCUUGUAAACUUGCGUCAUCUUCAAAUUUUUAGUCCUUUCAUAAAAGAAAUGCCUAAAAGAAUGGGGAAACUAAAUCAAUUACACGACUUGGAUUGUUAUGUUGUGGGCAAGGAUAAAGAGAAUAGCAUUAAAGAACUGGGAGGACUUCCAAAUCUCCAUGGUUCGUUUUCUAUUAUGAAAUUAGAGAAUGUUACCAAAGGUGAAGAAGCACUAGAGGCCAGGAUAAUGGAUAAGAAGCACAUUACCUGUCUAUAUUUGAUGUGGUCUCCUAAUGAUGAUAUCAUCGACUUCCAAAUUGAAUUAGAUGUACUCAGCAAGUUACAACCUCACCAAGAUCUGAAAUCGCUGAAAAUAAGUGGUUAUAGAGGAACAAGAUUUCCAGAAUGGGUGGGAAAUUUUUCUUAUCAAAAUAUAACUAGUCUAAAUUUAGAACGUUGUAACAACUGUUGCAUGCUUCCUUCACUUGGGCAAUUACCGUCUCUCAGUAACCUUGUUAUUUCAAACAUGAAUUUGGUAAAGGCUAUUGAUGCAGGCUUUUAUAAGAAGGAUGGUUGUUCAUCUGUGACGCCCUUUCCAUCCCUUGAAUAUCUAUCCUUUUAUAAUAUGCCUUGUUGGGAGGUGUGGAAUGCUUUUGAUUCAGAAGCUUUUCCUGUGCUCGAGGAUCUUCAUAUUACAAACUGCCCCAACCUAAGGGGAUAUUUGCCAAAAUAUCUACGUGCUCUGAAAACACUCUGCAUUGAAAAUUGUGAGCUUCUUGUUUCUUCUGUCCCAAUGGCUCCCACCCUUCGGAAGUUAAACAUAGGUAAGAGUAACAAAGUAGCGUUUCAUGAGUUUCCUCAUUUGGUAAAAGAUUUAAGGAUAGAAGGAAGGCCAGUGGUAGAGUUCAUGAUGGAGGCCAUCACUAACAUCCAACCUACCUCCCUGCAAUCAUUAAGUUUGUGGAAUUGUUCCACAGCCAUAUCGUUUCCAGGUGAUCGUCUUCCUGCAUCGCUGAAAAGUCUGUAUAUCCGUGGUUUAAAGAAGCUGAAAUUUCCGGUGCAACACAAACACGAAUUACUGGAGUCACUAACAAUGAUUAAUAGUUGUGAUUCCCUGAAGUCUCUCCCACUGAUUAACUUUCCAAAUCUCAUAGAUCUUAAAAUCGAAGACUGUGAAAAUAUGGAGUCACUUUUGGUCUUAGGGUCAGAGUCGUUGAAGAGUCUGAAUUAUUUUGAGAUAGGUCGUUGCCCCAACUUUGCAUCAUUCCCGGGAGAAGGAUUGUGUAUGCCCAAUUUGACUCGUUUCAUUAUUUAUGAUUGUGACAAGUUGAAGACAUUGCCCGAUCAGAUGGAAACUGUUUUCCCAAAGAUGGAAUAUCUUCACAUAUCCAACUGUCAACAAAUUGAGUCAUUCCCUGGAGGAGGUAUGCCACCUAACUUGAGAACAUUUUAUAUAAAAAAUUGUGUGAAACUACUGAGCAACCAAGCAUGGGAAUGCAUGGACAUGGUUACCUCUCUCGAAGUGUGGGGUCCAUGUGAGGGCAUCAAAUCCUUCCCAAAGGAAAGUUUGCUGCCUCCCUCCCUUGUGUCUCUGCAUCUAUAUGCUUUGUCUAGUCUGGAAACGUUGGAUUGCAAGGGGCUUCUCCAUCUCACAUCACUCCAACAAUUAGACAUUGUAAAGUGUCAAAAGCUGGAGAAUAUUGCGGGAGAAAAGCUGCCUCUCUCUCUAAAAGAAUUAAACAUGUGUGAAUGUCCCUUGCUGAAACAACGAUGCCACAAAAAGGACCGUCAAAUGUGGCCUAAAAUCUGCCAUGUCCGUCGCAUAAAGAUUGACUAUAGAUGGAUUUAACGAGCAUGGAUGAUGAGAAGAUGAAGAUGGCAGAGUGGCUGAGAUAAGGGGAGAGGGGGCAAUGAAAAAUCCAAAAGAAUAACACCGAUCAAUUACAGUGUCAGGAGUAUAGCACCUGGAAAAACAUCAGCAUGCAGGCACUAAGUAAUGAGGGCUGGGAUAGUGUUCAAAAGGAAACUGAAGAAGACGAGGAAUCACCAUUUUCACAAAGCUUUUGGUGCUCAGUAUCAGAGUCGAGAUGGUGGUUUAAUCAGACUUUCAUCAAACUUCAAGAAGAAACGGUUGGAACCCUAGCAAUUCAGGUUUAUUUGAAGGGAGUGAGUCAUUUUUUAUGAUUACAACAUUGUUGGGUCUACGACAGGAUGUAUGUUUGGUUUCCCGUUUGCAAGACACCAAACAAAAGUUCAUGCUUUUAGAAACUGAAAAUAGAGAAGUACUUUUAUGUUGUGAGUGAAAAGCUUCCAAAACACCCAAAAACUCUGACUUAAAAUUUGAAGAACUGAAACUCUAAAUUCUAAGAACACACUGUAAUACUGAAGUAUUUAAA